This is a messenger RNA of Phialemonium atrogriseum, 1408 nucleotides long. Its product is annotated as carbohydrate esterase. The record is from RefSeq and is a predicted model, not a curated record. Gene Ontology annotation, molecular function: pectinesterase activity. Gene Ontology annotation, biological process: cell wall modification; pectin catabolic process. Bases 203 to 1408 code for a protein of 401 amino acids. Lineage: Eukaryota; Fungi; Ascomycota; Sordariomycetes; Cephalothecales; Cephalothecaceae. The transcript has 3 exons.
CUCCAACUCAAACCAUGUUGUCCUUCAAAAGACUACAAACCUAGUUAUUGGCCUUGGCCCUUCUUUCCUCAUUAACUUAAAGGCAGCUGUCUUUUCAUUCCCGACAGAGCCACUUUCCUGAGCCCCAACGUAGCGAGUCUUCAUUCUCUGAUACUACUACCCAUUUCAUCCUUGGUCUUUGUAAUACAAGACAGAGAGCAAGAUGGGCCAAUCGUGGCGAUGGGUUGCGGCAAGAACAGGUCUCGCAGUCCUGACCUUUGCGUCCUCGGUCCUUGCAGCACCAGCUGCCUAUGUUAAUUGCCAAAAACCGACCAACAAUCCGUUAGAUGGUUGUCCUGACGGCACCAUUCUUGUAUCAGCCUCGGACCACGACGGGGCCCAGUUUCACACCAUCCAGUCUGCAAUUCUUUCGCUGCCCAAUGACAACUCAUCUCAGGUUAUCCUAAUUCUGCCCGGUGACUACGUCGAGCAGCUCAACAUCACCCGAUCCGGUCCUGUCACUCUUUUAGGACAGACAGCACACCCGACGGUGCAGGCGAAGAAUCAGGUCCAGGUCUAUUGGGCGGCUGCGAAUGUUAACGGUAUCUAUGGUGAUAACGCAUACACCUCUGUAUUGACGGUGGCGCCGACUCUCGAGGCCAGUCUUACCGGCUCCGGUCCCACUGGCUACCCGGUUCCUGACGAGACCCCCUUUGGAUGCGUCCAGUUCAGUGCUUAUAACUUGGACUUCCGAAACGUCUAUGCAGACUACGCGAUCUCUCAGUCUCUAGCUGUGAGCAUCAGCUACGCCAAUGCUGGGUUCUAUUGGUGUGGGAUCUACAGCUACCAGGACACGGUCUACGUCGGAAAGCUCGGAAAUGCCUACUUCUAUCGGAACGAGAUUGCCGGAACGACGGAUUUCUUCUAUGGUUUCGGCACUGCCUGGGUCCAGCACACCAACGUUACUCUGAGAUCAUGCGGCGGAGGUAUUACAGCGUGGAAGGGGACGAACACGACCUUCCCCAACAAGUACGGCGUCUACAUCUCCGAUUCCUUCGUCAACGCGGCAAACGCUUCUAUUGCCCAUUCAAUGGUCGGAAAAUGUGCCUUGGGCCGACCCUGGAACGACCUACACCGCAGCGUCUUCUUGAAUACGUGGAUGGAUGCAAGCAUCCUCCCCAAGGGCUACAAGACUUGGUCUGGCCUGCCAUACACGCCCGGGUCUAACUACGACAACGACACCCUCAUGGCCGAGUACAAGAACAGUGGACCGGGAUACGAUCUCGCUGCGCGCCUGGCGAGUGAUGUCACGAAGGUGUUGGAUGCUGACCAAGCUCGCAAAUACCGGACGCCGAAGGAUGUUUUCAUGACCUGGACGGGCGUGCAGCCGAAUAUCGCUUGGAUUGACCCAGCCACCUACACUUGGUAA